Messenger RNA from Puma concolor (puma), 2319 nucleotides. RefSeq names its product gephyrin (gene GPHN). NCBI's taxonomy places the organism in Eukaryota, Metazoa, Chordata, Mammalia, Carnivora, Felidae. Gene Ontology annotation, biological process: glycine receptor clustering; gamma-aminobutyric acid receptor clustering; establishment of synaptic specificity at neuromuscular junction. The record is from RefSeq and is a predicted model, not a curated record. Gene Ontology annotation, molecular function: molybdopterin molybdotransferase activity. Gene Ontology annotation, cellular component: postsynaptic specialization; cytoplasm; dendrite.
AUGGCGACCGAGGGAAUGAUCCUCACUAACCACGACCAUCAAAUCCGUGUCGGAGUCCUCACAGUGAGUGAUAGUUGCUUCAGGAAUCUUGCAGAAGAUCGCAGUGGGAUAAAUCUCAAAGAUCUCGUACAAGAUCCUUCUUUGUUGGGUGGGACUAUAUCAGCAUACAAGAUAGUACCAGAUGAAAUAGAAGAAAUCAAGGAAACCCUGAUAGAUUGGUGUGAUGAAAAGGAACUUAAUUUGAUAUUAACAACUGGAGGAACAGGGUUUGCACCACGAGAUGUCACUCCAGAGGCCACAAAAGAAGUAAUAGAACGGGAAGCGCCAGGGAUGGCCCUGGCAAUGCUGAUGGGAUCACUUAAUGUUACACCUCUGGGCAUGCUCUCUAGGCCUGUAUGUGGAAUCAGAGGUAAAACUCUCAUAAUUAACCUGCCAGGUAGCAAGAAAGGAUCUCAGGAAUGCUUUCAGUUUAUACUGCCAGCUCUACCUCAUGCCAUUGACCUUUUACGUGAUGCCAUUGUAAAAGUAAAGGAAGUGCAUGAUGAACUUGAAGAUUUACCUUCCCCACCACCUCCUCUUUCCCCUCCUCCCACAACUAGCCCCCAUAAGCAGACAGAAGACAAAGGGGUUCAAUGUGAGGAAGAGGAAGAAGAGAAGAAAGACAGUGGUGUUGCUUCAACAGAGGAUAGUUCUUCAUCACAUAUAACUGCAGCAGCCAUUGCUGCCAAGAAGCAUCCAUUCUACACCAGUCCAGCUGUUAUCAUGGCACACGGUGAGCAGCCCAUUCCUGGUCUCAUCAAUUAUUCCCAUCAUGCAACAGACAGUACAGAUGAACGGAUUCCAGAUUCCAUCAUUUCUCGUGGUGUUCAGGUGCUCCCACGAGACACAGCCUCCCUCAGCACUACUCCUUCAGAAUCGCCUCGUGCUCAGGCUACAUCUCGCCUUUCUACAGCUUCCUGCCCAACACCAAAAGUCCAGUCCAGGUGCAGCAGCAAGGAGAACAUUCUCAGAGCCAGUCACAGUGCUGUCGAUAUCACCAAGGUGGCUAGAAGACACCGCAUGUCUCCUUUUCCUCUAACAUCUAUGGACAAAGCCUUCAUCACAGUCCUGGAGAUGACUCCGGUGCUUGGGACAGAAAUCAUCAACUACCGAGAUGGAAUGGGGCGAGUCCUUGCUCAAGAUGUGUAUGCAAAAGACAACCUACCCCCCUUUCCAGCAUCAGUAAAAGAUGGCUAUGCUGUCCGAGCUGCCGAUGGCCCAGGAGAUCGUUUCAUCAUUGGGGAAUCCCAAGCUGGUGAACAGCCGACUCAGACAGUAAUGCCAGGACAAGUCAUGCGGGUUACAACAGGUGCUCCAAUCCCCUGCGGUGCUGAUGCAGUAGUACAAGUAGAAGAUACCGAACUAAUCAGGGAAUCCGAUGAUGGCACUGAGGAACUUGAAGUACGAAUUCUGGUGCAAGCUCGGCCAGGCCAAGAUAUCAGACCCAUCGGCCAUGACAUUAAAAGAGGGGAAUGCGUUUUGGCCAAAGGAACCCAUAUGGGCCCCUCAGAGAUUGGUCUUCUGGCAACUGUAGGCGUCACAGAGGUUGAAGUUAAUAAGUUUCCAGUUGUUGCAGUCAUGUCAACAGGGAAUGAGCUGCUAAAUCCUGAAGAUGACCUCUUACCAGGAAAGAUUCGAGACAGCAAUCGUUCAACCCUCUUAGCAACAAUUCAGGAACAUGGUUACCCCACAAUCAACUUGGGAAUUGUGGGAGACAACCCAGAUGACUUACUCAAUGCCUUGAAUGAGGGUAUCAGUCGUGCUGAUGUCAUCAUCACAUCAGGGGGUGUAUCCAUGGGGGAAAAGGACUAUCUCAAGCAGGUGCUGGACAUUGAUCUUCAUGCUCAGAUCCAUUUUGGCAGGGUUUUUAUGAAACCAGGCCUGCCAACAACAUUUGCAACCUUGGAUAUUGAUGGUGUAAGAAAAAUAAUCUUUGCACUACCAGGGAAUCCUGUGUCAGCCGUGGUCACCUGCAACCUCUUUGUUGUGCCUGCACUGAGAAAGAUGCAGGGCAUCUUGGAUCCUCGGCCAACCAUCAUCAAAGCCAGGUUAUCAUGUGAUGUCAAACUGGAUCCUCGCCCAGAAUACCAUCGCUGUAUAUUGACUUGGCAUCACCAAGAACCACUGCCUUGGGCACAGAGCACAGGUAAUCAGAUGAGCAGCCGUCUGAUGAGCAUGCGCAGCGCCAAUGGCUUGUUGAUGCUACCUCCAAAGACAGAGCAGUACGUGGAACUCCACAAGGGCGAGGUGGUGGAUGUCAUGGUCAUUGGACGGCUAUGA